Molecule: messenger RNA, 654 nt
Organism: Strongylocentrotus purpuratus (purple sea urchin)
Lineage: Eukaryota; Metazoa; Echinodermata; Echinoidea; Camarodonta; Strongylocentrotidae
Product: paired box protein Pax-5-like
Exons: 4
Coding region: 190-654 (154 amino acids)
Biological process (GO): anatomical structure development; regulation of transcription by RNA polymerase II
Molecular function (GO): RNA polymerase II cis-regulatory region sequence-specific DNA binding; DNA-binding transcription factor activity, RNA polymerase II-specific
Source: RefSeq, a predicted model, not a curated record
GAGCGCAUCAAAGACGGGAAUUUUACUCAGAGCGAGGCCAAAACAGUUACACCAUUGCCACUCUGAAGGCAGACAGUCACGGACGAAUCGUUUGUGCUCACAAACGGUGCUUCGAUAGGAUUUCACGAGGGCGGAAGAGAAUAUUUCGGUUGUAAUUUUUUGUUUUCAGGCGUAGCCAUCGAUCCCACGAUGACACACUCUGGUCAGGCUGGCGUCAACCAGCUGGGCGGGGUUUUCGUCAACGGCCGCCCUCUCCCCGUCUGUGUACGGGCACGCAUCGUCGAGUUGGCUCAGCUUGGCGUCCGACCGUGCGACAUCUCCCGACAGCUUCUCGUCUCGCACGGCUGCGUCUCCAAGAUACUCAGUCGCUACUACGAGACCGGUUCCAUCGCACCGGGCAACAUCGGCGGCAGUAAACCAAAGGUUGCAACACCUCUGGUUGUGAAGAAGAUAAUGAGUUACAAACGAAAGAACCCCUCCAUCUUUGCUUGGGAGAUUCGAGAUCGUCUUCUUCGGGAAAGAGUUUGUGAUAAGAACACCAUACCUAGUAUUAGCUCAAUCAAUAGGAUUAUCCGCAAUGGAACUUACUUCACACAUGACGAGGAGUGUGUGUUAAAUGACAUCCUCUUUCACAUCAUUUUACGAUUUAAGUGA